This is a messenger RNA of Eimeria tenella, 216 nucleotides long. RefSeq lists its product as uncharacterized. The record is from RefSeq and is a predicted model, not a curated record. Lineage: Eukaryota; Apicomplexa; Conoidasida; Eucoccidiorida; Eimeriidae. The transcript has a single exon. Bases 1 to 216 code for a protein of 71 amino acids.
AUGCUCUUCAGAGAAGGCUCCGUCUGCUACGACUCUGUCGACAAGAGAGUUUCGGUCGCACAACUCCAUGAGGAUGAAGAGGCUUUUGCGAUCCUCGUAGACAUCGAGGACAGAGACCACGUGGGGGUGCCGCGGGAGGCGUCUGCAGCAGCAGCAGCAGCAGCGCACAAUUUGCACAGAUCCGCAACUCUCCCGCUCGAGUGCGGGGGCUCUUGA